AUGAUCAUACCAUACUUGGCCAGGCCAUAUGUAAAUAUAUAUGUACCGAACACCAAUAGUGUCCCAAUUUGGUUAAGCGAUAAUGUGCAAUUAUUUGUUAAACGAUUAUUUAUGAAACAAGUGGUUCCCCAACCUAUUUAUGUAUCUGAGACUAUAGAUUAUAUGAAAGUGACAAAAAUUCCACAAAUUUCUCUAAUGGGCAUGUCAAACUGUGGAAAAUCUAGCCUAAUAAAUUCACUAAUACACAACGUUCCCCUUGAACAUCCAUUGCAAAAACAUAUGUCAAAUGCCAAAAUGCUUAACAUGCCUACUUACGCUCCAGUAUCGGAUAAACCAGGCCGUACUAGACACUUAUUUACAUUCAAUCUGGAUAAUAGUUUAUCAAUUGUUGAUUUACCAGGAUACGGAUUUGCCAAGGGUCAAUUUAAAACGCUUAAUACUUGGAACAAAUUGAUAGAAAAAUAUCUCAGUAGAGCCACCAAUUUGAAACGCAUAUUAUCCCUGGUGGAUUCUAGGAAGGGGAUUACUGAACUUGACAUAGAAUUGUGGGAAAUGUUAAAAAGCUACAAAAUACCCUUCCACGUAAUAUUCACAAAAGUGGAUAUGCUUACAAGCGUCGAGUUGCACAAUUUGAAUGGCACAGCAAUUGAAUUGCUAAGAGGAUACAGUAGUUGUGUAUUUAACUAUUUAAACUGUACAUCGUCUAAGAACAUGUUGGGCAUUUUAGAACUAAAAUGUACCAUAGCACAUUUAGUACAUGAGGAAAGAUGUAAAAAUAAUAUCUUAAAUAAUUGA
This is a messenger RNA of Babesia microti strain RI, 795 nucleotides long. Its product is annotated as GTP-binding protein. The coding region runs from base 1 to 795 and encodes 264 amino acids. Gene Ontology annotation, molecular function: GTP binding. The transcript is spliced from 8 exons. NCBI's taxonomy places the organism in Eukaryota, Apicomplexa, Aconoidasida, Piroplasmida, Babesiidae. The record is from RefSeq and is a predicted model, not a curated record.